AUGCCGCCGCCUCGAGAGCCGUUCCUCGACGGCGUCGAACGUUACGACCCGAUGUCUCCCACUAAGCCUUUCGACCCCAAGGCUGUCACCAGGGCGAGCUUCGAGCCAAAACCCAAGAAACCAAAGCCAAAGGGACCACUGGUUUCAUUCAACCGCCAUCCUGAUGCCCACGUUCCUCUGAGCUACAGGUCGUCGAAUUAUAAACCGAUGAGCCGACGAACGAAACAAUGGAUUGUGUGGAUGCGCAGGGUUCAGCUAUGCCUCCGGCUUCUGGCCCUCGUUGCUAACCUAGGAAUCUUGGCCAUGAUGAUCCUCAUCUCUGGGAUCGACAACAAGACCUCGUGGGUUCUGCGGAUCAUGUCUGGACUGGGGGCCCUCCAUUGUCUUUAUGCCGUUUACCACCUCGCCCGUCCCGCCGGCGGCCGUACUCCGUCGUCCUCCGCCGCCUACCAGCUCUUUGCGGCCUUGUCUGAUCUCUGCGUCGUGCCGGUUUAUGCUUUUGGCGCCAAGGUUGUUAACGAUAAAUCCCCCGAGUGGUCCACCAUCCUGGCCGACAAGGACCUUGUGGAGACAUUCUCCCUCGUCUUGUACUAUCUCCUCUUGUCGUCCGGAGGCUUGCACACCUUGUCUCUCUGCAUAUCCAUCUGGCUCGGCGUUAUGUUUAGGAAGAUUACUCUCAUGCCCCCGGAUAUGAACCCUCUAGAGGAGCACCUCACGGCUCGUUCGCGACACAAGAAAGCCAAGUCUUCGGUUUCCACGGUCUACACGGACUACUCAUCGGAGAAGCGACUGUCUACGCCGUCGGAAAGCCGUGGUCCGACCGUCCCAUUCCACCAUACGCGGGCUGGGUCAUCUGUGACGUUUGGCAGUAGGGAUUCUCGCCUUGACCUGCCAAGCCGUCACUAUCAGAUAACACCUGGAACAUCAACGCCAAGGCAUUCGACUUGUUCGAUAGAUGUUAAGCGCGCAUCCUUGCCGGCAUCCCGUUCUUCGAACCGAGGAUCAUAUGUCGGAGUGCCCGUCGACGAGCCGCAUUUCGAAAAUUCCUACGAUAACGACUCGCCCCGAUCGAGCAAGCAGCCGAGAACGGGCAAGUUUACGGAGACAUGGCAUGCUACCGACUCGCUUAUUUCUCGUACCCAGCAGCGCAACCGAGCCCUGGCCGCCCAAGAACGAGACAGAGCAAGCAAGUCUUACGAGAUCCUCAACCAACCAUACACCUAUGAUGACUCGGGCGAUGAGGCUGAGAGGGACGAGAACAUCCUCACGGGUAGUGACUGCGAGGAUAGUAGAGGAGCGUAUGACCAGCACCCUAACCCUCUUCGUCUUAACCCUGCGACACCGCCGAGGCCAAAGACACCCUACUAUGCCUUCCCGUCCAAUGUCCUGUCCGAGACAAGCCUCAAUAAGCGCACCGUGAGUGGUAGCAUGGAUAUCACCGACGAGAGACCCGUAGGGGCGCCGACCACGCGAAAUUCCGGGUACAGGAAUAGCUCCAUCCAGCCAGAGAGCGCCUUUUACUCGAAGCCCUAUGGAGAGCUCAAGCCCGCGACCCCACCGAUCAUGGUGGGAAGCAAUCGCCAGGUCUCGUCCGGUAACGAUUAUGACUCGCAGGCGGCUUCCCGGUUCGGUCGACGGAAUGUCAGUGGUAAGGUUGCCGAAGAGGGAAGGGCUGGACGUGCCUACGAGAGGCUGUCUAGGUAUGGUGAUUGA
Messenger RNA from Scedosporium apiospermum, 1713 nucleotides. RefSeq lists its product as uncharacterized. The transcript is spliced from 3 exons. Bases 1 to 1713 code for a protein of 570 amino acids. NCBI's taxonomy places the organism in Eukaryota, Fungi, Ascomycota, Sordariomycetes, Microascales, Microascaceae. The record is from RefSeq and is a predicted model, not a curated record.